AUGACUGAGGGAACGAAGUGGGCUCCUGGUACUGCAUGGAUCGUCAAAGGCUACAAUCCUAAUUCACGCACUAGUGAUCUAGAGUUUAUGAUGAAGGAUGAAGUGGCAACCUUGCCUCGGGUCUCGGAGGUGAUUAUUAUCUGUCCUACGAGCCCUUGGUGUACGAUUACGCUAAAACGAAUCUUCAGUUACGCAGAACACGCGCUGACGGAAGCUGAGUUCUCAGCUCUACCACAGUCGAUACAAGAUCGUGUAAGACGGUCCGCAAUUGAUAGAGAAGCACUAGCCUCAGGAGUCAUGGGUGGUUGGAACGUUGCCGAUUUCCCGUACAACCGGUGCAAACGCAUUGAUUGGCUGCGCGACAAAGUAUUGUUUGACAGUCUCGAGCGAGAUGAUAGCUUUUCGCGUGAUAGGCUGGGUUACGCGGCCCCGAACGUCUUCAAGAUCAUUACAUCGUGA
Molecule: messenger RNA, 459 nt
Organism: Fomitiporia mediterranea MF3/22
Lineage: Eukaryota; Fungi; Basidiomycota; Agaricomycetes; Hymenochaetales; Hymenochaetaceae
Exons: 4
Coding region: 1-459 (152 amino acids)
Source: RefSeq, a predicted model, not a curated record